GAGAAUUUGUAGUUUCAUUCAUUUGCUUGCAAAGGUCGGCGUCCCCUCCACCUCCAGGCCUCCACUCUCUCUAUGUUUCAGUAAAGACGCAAUGCGAAGAAAGGAAUUAAAAACAAAAAAGUGAUCUGCCAAAAAUUUUCUUCAAUUGCUGGAAUUUUCGAGCUCGAUCAGCUAGCUUUUGGAAGUUCAAAUAUUUAUAACCAAAACAUGAUGUCUACUCCAAUUACAUCUGCAGCGGUGUUGUCUUCUGAAUCUUUGGACGUCAAUGGAGUCCAGACCGUAAAUUUGAGCCUUCAACAAAGCAGGACCUCCUCACAGGGUUCAAUCGCCAUUCUUUGGGACAUUGAAAACUGCCCUGUCCCAAGUGAUGUCCGCCCUGAAGAUGUAGCUGGAAACAUCCGAAUGGCAUUGCGUGUCCAUCCUGUUAUUGAAGGAGCUGUUACAAUGUUCUCUGCCUAUGGCGAUUUCAAUGCAUUUCCAAGGUGGCUUAGAGAGGGUUGCCAGAGGACUGGAGUGAAACUCAUAGAUGUUCCUAAUGGAAGAAAAGAUGCUGCUGACAAAGCUAUUUUGGUUGACAUGUUUCUGUUUGCCCUUGACAACCCUCCACCAUCUUCAAUUGUCCUCAUCUCAGGAGAUGUAGAUUUUGCACCUGCAUUGCACAUUCUGGGCCAACGUGGAUACACCAUCAUCCUUGUUAUUCCUGCUGGAGUGGGUAUCUCAUCUGCCCUGAGUAACGCUGGGAGGUUUGUCUGGGACUGGCCUAGUGUGGUUCGUGGAGAAGGGUUUGUGCCCCCUAAGGGUCUAAUAUCUCAUGGCCAGGCUGACAUUUCUGCGUAUCUUGUGGGUUGCCGUAUUGGUGAAAAUGCAGAUGACCAAAUUGAAGAAGAAGCAAUUGUGUACAAAGGAAUCUCAAAAAGUGAAUCAUCCAUCCGGACUAACAUUAACCAAUUUUACCGUUUCAACUCUGGGGACUUAACAAGGACUUCACAGUCUUUGUCUGAAUACAACAGUAAUUUAAUUAGCAUGCCUUGUUUCCCCACGUCAAGAUCCCAUAGUCUCCCCUCUGGUUUGAGCAAUGUUUCAGCAGGAUCUGUUCGUGGUGAUCAGAGUGAAGCACAUGAUCCAACAUCUUGGGUCCAGCCUGGAGACUUGAAUGGAUUAAAGGGCCAGUUGGUGAAGCUACUUGAGAUGUCUGGAGGAAGCCUACCACUUGUCCGUAUUCCUGCAGAGUACCUUAAGAUUUAUGGUCGCCCCUUGUAUGUCGCAGAGUAUGGGGCUUCUGGGCUUGUAAAUCUUCUCAAGAAGAUGGCAGAUGUAAUGAAUGUGGAACGUAGGGGCAAUAGGAAGUAUGUCUACCUCCGCAACCACAUCAAUCGAGUGGGGAAAACAGGAUCCAGUACUUCAUCAGGUCUAGCAAGGAGGGAUAAGAAGGGGAAGGGACCUCAGGAGGAGAAUGCAGAUACUAGUGUGAAUGUAGUUCCAGAAUGCUCAAACUCAUCAGAUGAGUCUUCAGAAGAUGAUAAGUUGGGACAUGAGGAGAGGAGUUCAAAGACUGUUUCAGUAAUGAUGAACCAAGAAAUUAACAAUCAUCUCCAACGAUUUAAACUGGAACUUCAGGAACUUCUUGUGAGCUACUCAUGCCGUAUCUUCCUGGGUUGUUUUGAGGAAAUAUAUCGCCAACGGUACAAGAAAUCAUUGGACUACAGUAGUUUUGGUGUGUAUGAGCUGGAGGAGUUGAUUGACAAGGUGAAAGACAUUGUGGUUUUACAUGAAGAACAGGGUAGCAAGAGGAAAUUCCUGGUUGCAGUAGGUGACUAGGAACUGGUACUAUGUACCUGUAUUCAUUGGAUCCAGUGUUUGGGGUCUGCUUUUAUAUGUACGGACCCAUUCUCUUCUCUUCUUUCUACAAAUGAACGGGAAGGAGAGGCACCAUAUGGAUGUAUUCUACUACAUUAUGUCCAAAUCUAGAGCUUGUUUCCACAACAUGCGUGCAAACAAAGGAUAGCUCCCUCCAUAUGCAUGGAGAGUCACUAUAACUGAUCAGCAGCAAAUAAGAGAUUUGUGAAAUUUAACUUGCAUUUGGUCUAUCCAGGUUGUGAGCUCACCUGUGGCCAUAGAGGUGUAUGCGAUAUUACAUUGUGUAAUUUAUUAUUUCCUGGAACGAGGAAUUUGACUAGUUAAUGAUAAUAGGGGAUUGGAAUCCACUUUUUUUUAAUGGAUUCCACCUCGGCUAUUUUCUAGUGUAAAAUCAGCACCUUUGAGUCUCUUUUCAUCUAUUAUUGUGAUUGUGAUAAUUGGAGAGCGUGGGCAUUUAUUAUCAGAUGGGUGCGACUUAUCACGCCAAUGGUGCAACAUGGAAGGAAUAUUGGAUUCGAAGGUUUUAACCAUCUUCA
Messenger RNA from Nelumbo nucifera (sacred lotus), 2393 nucleotides. RefSeq lists its product as uncharacterized. Lineage: Eukaryota; Viridiplantae; Streptophyta; Magnoliopsida; Proteales; Nelumbonaceae. Gene Ontology annotation, molecular function: RNA nuclease activity. The record is from RefSeq and is a predicted model, not a curated record. Gene Ontology annotation, biological process: regulation of gene expression. Gene Ontology annotation, cellular component: peroxisome.